AUGAAGACUUCAGGAGCUCCUGACCGGGUGGUGCCCAUGAAGGUCAUCGUAUGUGGUGUCCAACGCACCGGCACCUUGAGUAUGCGAUAUGCGCUCUAUCAACUGGGAAUUCACGAUUGCUAUCACAUGCACGAUGUUUUUGAAAACCCCUCGACAGACGGACCUCUCUGGACUCGUGCCCUGAAGGCCAAGUACGCAGGCGGGGAACCUCUUCUCAAGGAAGACUGGGAUCUUCUCCUCGGAAGUUAUCAAGCAGUUUGCGACGUGCCGCCGGCUUUCUUUGGCCCGGAGCUUGCUGAGAUAUACCCUGACGCCAAAGUUGUUAUUCUGAACCGCGAUCCUGAAAAGUGGUACGUCAGUGUUUUGAAUAGUAUCCAUUCGAAGAGGACUAUUCUUGAUCAGCUGGCGGUUUUGUUUUGCCUGGCAUUUAACCCGGAUACUCGAGCUUGGAUGGGCUUUGGCCUGACCAUGUUCAAGUAUGGUUGGCCAUUUGACCAUCGUACGGAGAAGAAAAAGGCCAUAACAUGGUACAAAGACAUAUACAAGGAGUUUCGUGAGAGAAUCCCCGCUGAGCGCCGCAUUGAAUUCUCCGUUAGUGAGGGGUGGAAGCCCCUAUGUGACUUUCUAGAGCUCCCGAUUCCGAAGACUAGGGACCCCGAAACUGGGAAAUUGGUGGAGGCUCCGUUCCCUCAUCUGAAUGAUCGCUUUGCAUUUCAUGCCGAUAAUGCACAGACACAAGCGGCUUGGAUGAAAACAGCUAUUAACAAUGCCUGGGCUUUUGUUGGAAAGGCCGCCGUUUUGGGUGGAGUGUCACUCGGUGGCUAUCUGUUGUGGAAGAGUAGAUUGGGCGGUCGCUUCUAG
Clonostachys byssicola is the source of this 861-nucleotide messenger RNA. Lineage: Eukaryota; Fungi; Ascomycota; Sordariomycetes; Hypocreales; Bionectriaceae. The record is from the annotation of a GenBank genome assembly.